Molecule: messenger RNA, 1877 nt
Organism: Eucalyptus grandis
Lineage: Eukaryota; Viridiplantae; Streptophyta; Magnoliopsida; Myrtales; Myrtaceae
Product: aspartic proteinase 39
Exons: 10
Coding region: 219-1700 (493 amino acids)
Biological process (GO): proteolysis
Molecular function (GO): aspartic-type endopeptidase activity
Source: RefSeq, a predicted model, not a curated record
GAGACAACGGAUGAUGAGCACGAAGGGAGAAGAGCACGAGACGGAAGCUGUCGUUGUUCCUUGCUCUCCUCCCCCCCCUUAUAAAUGCGGCGAUGCCCAGUUGGCGUGGGCUGCCUUUUUCUCGUGUCCCAAAACUCGCCUUCUCGCCAACUCAUUCCGCAGAGAAAGAAAGAGAGAGAGAGAGAUAACCCGGCUGAGUCUCCGGGCGCGGGAGCGACAUGGGUCCGGCGAGAUCGCUCGCGUCGGCGCCGGCGGCGGUGGCGGCGGUGGCGGUGGUGGUCGUGGUGCUCGGCCUGGCGGCGUCGGUGGCGGCCGCGGAGGGGAACGUGGUGCUGCAUGUGCACCACAGGUUCAGGGGCCGCCGGCAGAUGCUGGGCGCGAUGAGAUCGCACGACGCACGCCGCCACGGCCGGCUCCUCUCCGCCGUCGAUCUCCCCCUCGGCGGCAAGGGCACUCCCACCGAUACCGGCCUCUACUUUGCGAAAAUUGGAAUUGGGACUCCCCCCAAGGAUUAUUAUGUGCAAGUUGAUACGGGAAGUGACAUUCUCUGGAUUAACUGCAUUGGCUGCGACCAGUGUCCCAAGAAGAGCAAUCUCGGUGUGGAAUUGACUCUUUAUAACCCAAAUGGCUCGAGUACAGCAGAACGGAUCACUUGUGAUCAAGAGUUUUGCACUUCCACAUACAAUGCCGCUUUUCCUGGUUGCAAGCCCGACGUACUUUGCCCAUAUAAUCUUACUUAUGGAGAUGGAAGCUCAACUGCAGGAUACUUUGUUGAGGAUAAUGUAAUAUUAAAUCGAGUGACUGGGAAUCUUCAAGCAUCGUCCAUGAAUUCGAGUGUGAUAUUUGGGUGUGCAGCUAAGCAAUCUGGAGGGCUGGGCACAUCAUCUGAGGCUCUUGAUGGGAUUAUUGGUUUUGGACAAGCAAAUUCAUCCAUGCUUUCUCAGCUUGCUUCAUCAGGAAAGGUGAAAAAGGUUUUUGCACACUGCUUGGAUAAUACAAAUGGUGGUGGAAUAUUUGCUAUCGGGGAAGUGGUGCAGCCAAAAGUCAAGACUACUCCAUUGGUACCUAAUCAGGCACAUUACAAUGUUGUCAUGAAGGCUGUUGAGGUGGGUGGUCGUGUUAUGGAACUUCCAACAGAUAUAUUCGGCUUUGGAGGUGAGAAUGAAGCAAUAAUUGACAGUGGCACAACAUUGGCCUAUCUUCCGGGGGACAUAUAUAACCCACUUAUAGAAAAGAUUAUGGCUCAGCAGCCUGGACUGGAUCUACACACUGUUGAGGAACAAUUUAGUUGUUUCAAGUUUGUCGGAAGUGUCGACAAUGGAUUUCCAGUGGUAAAGUUUCACUUCGACGGUUCACUUGCUCUAGCAGUUUAUCCUCACGAUUACUUAUUUCGAUAUCAUGAUGAUACCUGGUGUAUUGGUUUUAUGAGCGCUGAGAUGCAAUCUAAGGAUGGGAAAGAUAUCACCUUACUGGGAGAUUUGGUGUUCUCCAAUAAGCUGGUAUUGUAUGAUCUUGAGAACCAGACGAUUGGUUGGGCUGACUACAAUUGUUCCUCACGCAUCAUGGUGAAAGAUGAAAAGUCUGGAGCAACUUAUACUGUUGGUGCUCAUAAUCUAGGUUCUAAUUCCGAACUUGUCAGCCCGAGUAUAGCAGCUGUCUUGCUGUUGCUAGCGGCUGUGCUGUAUAAUUUCAUGUUGUAGGCAUGAUUUGAACCUGCUCAGCAUGGCCGAGAGUAUUAAGAAAAAAGCAAGAAACCUUGUGCAGCAUUCAUUCCUUUCCUUUUGUUUUGUCGGGCACAUAUCUUAAUUGACGUUAGCAGGAUUGGUAUGAUUUAUUCAGGAAAGUGAAGAAUUUAUUUGCUACUUACAUGCAACUAA